UAUCUCAUCGCGGAAAUUUCUCCAUAAUUUCAUUGAUAUGGAAUUGGUCCCUGAGAAACAUGCACAUCUAAAUGUGCUGCCCAGCUCCCGCACGUGACCGUGCAGACGCCCCACGUUGCUUCUCCCUACUGGAGACAUCCCUCCAUACCGACAUUUUGGUAACUUCCUCCCUCGCAAAUUUGACGGCAAAUCGACCGUUUCGCACCCCAUCACGGCACGUCACUACAAAUCAGCUGCAAGAAUGGAUGCCGCUGAUACAGCUGACCAGCCUGCAUGGUCGUCUUUCUCCAAUUUCUUACAAGCGUCUGCGCGGGUACUCUGUCUCGUAGGUGCCGGGCUCAGCGCACCAUCUGGACUUGCUACCUGGCGCGGAGCAAAUGGAUUGUGGAACGAUAUCAACUUAAGAGAACUUGCGUCGCCCCAAAAAUUCCGCGAAGAUCCUGUCACAGUAUGGCGCUUUUAUGGCGAACGUUUGCUCGAGACAUUGGCAGCCCAACCAAAUGCAGCCCAUCAUGCAUUAGCGAGUCUUGCCAGGCGACAUGCGGCGUGGCUUACCGUCAACCAAAAUGUGGAUGGACUUCUUGAACAAACGGCUCAUCCAAUAUCCAUGCUUCGCAGCAUUCACGGCCAGCUGAGGAUUGUACGGUGUACUGCGUGCGACUACAAAAUUGAGAUCACAAGGCCACAUGACAUUCCAUUCCUACAAUUGCUGUCCAAGCCCGGCGAUGAGUCGCGAGCGCUGGGAUUGAGCGACCUUCCGCAUUGUCCUUAUUGUUCGAAGUUGCUGCGGCCAGGAGUCGUCUGGUUUGGCGAGAAACUCGCAGCUGGGGCACCGGACUCAAUUGAUGAAUGGAUUUCAGAAGGACCUAUCGACUUAGUUAUAGCAGCUGGAACAAGUCUCCAGGUCUUUCCAGCUGCCGAAUGGGUAUACAUUGCGCAAGCUCACGGAGCUGCUUUGGCUGUAAUAGACCUUGAUGACCACCUGCCGAACGAGAAUCUUGAGGUCGAUUGGUUCUUCAAGGGCAAUAUCGAAGUAACACUGCCAGAAGUUGUGAAUAUGAUGAGCAUUUAG
Messenger RNA from Periconia digitata, 1072 nucleotides. NCBI's taxonomy places the organism in Eukaryota, Fungi, Ascomycota, Dothideomycetes, Pleosporales, Periconiaceae. The record is from the annotation of a GenBank genome assembly.